UUAUUCGGCGUGAAACUACAAUGCCCAGCGUGCACAGCGCGUAUACGUCACACAAGCCGUACCGCGAUCCACCAAUCAAAUCACUGCUGUGCUCUGGGCCCGACACACACAUCUGCGCUGCUAAGCUAGCGCCGACGCUAGAGCUGUUCGCUGGCGGCGGAGAGAGGCAGCGGUUUUCUCCCCUCUCCGUCUGAAACACAGUGUAGUGGAAGAAUGCCUGCGGAGUGCAGCGUCCCCGGGUGUGAUAAAUAUGAGGAGGCGAGAGCCAAAGGUGUUAUUUUUCACCGUUUUCCCGAAAAAGACGUCGAGCUCUGCAAGAAGUGGUUAGCGGCCAUAGGCAGGGAUGUAAACACUCCGCAGAAGAACUAUGUGUACCUGCGGGUGUGCAGCCAGCACUUCAGACCGGAGGACUACGAGAGGGACCUGAAGGCCGAGUUAAUGGGCUGUCGGCCCAAACUUGUGGUAAAGAAAACGGCCAUCCCGUCUUUAUUGAUCAGGAAAAAGAAAGCAGGCGUGACGAGGGAACCUGAGAUUCUGCACUCUGUGGGAAUCUCUCCCAAGGUGGAGGUCUCAGAGCACCCAGCGUAUGAGGAGCUGGAAGUCACCUUAUCAUCUGAUGAUUUACUAAGUGAUUCUGAAAGUCCAGAGGAAGAGGACAUGAAGAAGAAGAAGUACAAGAGCAAGAAGAACAACAGCUCAGACGAGUGGGAGCCCCCUUCGCAAGAAGCCGCCAAGGAUUCCGACAACUCCGAAAUGUCCGUGGACGAGGAGGAGUCCGACGACUCUGACGGCCUGGAGAACGAUGGCAGCAUGCCGGUGGUGGGCUGUGAAGACUGCGACACCGAAGCCAGACUGCAGUGUUCGUUACUGCGCCACCAAAAACUCUUCGCCUGUCCCCAGUGCGUCUCUGCCGAAAACAUGGGCACUCGCUGCCUCGACAAGCUGCUCGUCCGCUUCACCGACUACCAAAGCUUUCAGGUUCACGCCGAGGAGGAGCACGGACUCACCACCAAACGCGUGCUGUGUCAGGAGUGCGGCGUCUUCUACGUGAAACCCACCGAGGCGAACGGCAAGAAAGAGCACGUGUGCGAGUACAAGACGAAGCACCUCGUCUGUCCGAACUGCGACAAAAGGUUCCGGACCGAGAAGGGCCUGAAAGCGCAUACGCGGAAACUUCACGGCGACACGGUGCACCCCUGCAAGUACUGCCUGAUGCCUUUCCGGAACCGGCCCGCCAAACUGGAGCACGAGGAGACCCACCCGAAAGAGGAGAAGCCGUACCUGUGCCCGGAUUGCCCCGAGAAAUUCCGCAACAUCGUGAAGCGGAAUCGUCACAUGAGAUCCCACCGAGGCCCCUGGAAGUACUUGUGCAAGACGUGCGGAAAGGGCUUCCCUCACCUGGACAGGUUGGAGAGGCACGAACUGAUCCACUCCGGCAUAAAGCCUUUCAGAUGCGAGGUGUGCGAGCGCUCCUUCACCCAGGAGGGCCAUCUCAAGUCCCACAUGCGUCUCCACACGGGAGAAAAGCCCUACAAGUGUAAGCUCUGCGACAAGAGCUUCACCCACAACGUCAGCCUCAAAAGCCACGUCCUGCGCUACCACAGCUCUGUAGCUGCUCCUCCUCCUCCUCCUCCUCCUCCUCCUCCGCCACCUCCCACUCAAGGUGCGCAAGAAAACUCCAUCCCAAAAGCAAGGAAGAAGUCCCAGGGCAGGCCCAAGGGUCGCCCCAAACGAGUUUUGGCCAACGAAGAGCAGGAAAACGGUGGAAACCACGAGUUGUCUUAAUCAUGAUGUGAAGUUUCAAGAGGAAAUGAAACCAAGAGGGUAAGGGUGAGCAGUGUGGUAGGAAUACAGCAUCACAGUACUUGACGACAUUUUCGCGACACAUGAAUAUGCAUCACUGUAUUACGGCUUUUCUGGGGUUUUAUACGUUGGAACAGAUGCACUGCACCAAAAAAGCUACGUACAAUGAACUGUGCAUCAUGAAAUGCAGCUAAAUGGGACAGUUUUUUGUUCUCUUUUUAAUGAAAUCCAAGGAUUUUUUCCAAAUUUCUGCGUAAUUGAGUCGUUACGAUGUAAACAAAGUCAUUCAGAGUGUUUUGAUGAGAAGUAGUUGAUCGAGAAACCUACUGAGUCAGAUGUCUUUACAGUGGUGCUGAGAGGAACCAGGGGUCACAAAGACUACAACACAAAUACAGCCACUUUAUUUACUAUCCAGAACCACCAGUGAACGUCUUUUCAGGUUUUAUACGGAAUAUUAAGUUAAAUAAGGCAAAUUUACCUCUUAUAAGACCAACUUAUAAUGCCCUGCAUGUACCUCUGCAUCAUGAAUGGAAUAGAGAAUUAUAUUUUAGGCCAAAACUAAAUCUCAGAAGUAUUGUAAAACCAGUUUCUCAGGCAUUGGGCAGCGUAUUCAUGGCCAUUCUGUGUAAACGCUUUCUGUGAGGGAGCUUUUAGAGGUGGACGUCUGGUUCCUAUCACCACCACUGUGAAUAUGUCUGACCCAGAACGCAGCUUUUCUUAUGAAACCACUCUGAAUGACUUUGUUUACACCUUAGCCAUUUGUUUAUGCAGAAAUUUUGACCAAUCGGUGGAAUUGACCUUAAAUGAAGUACUUCUGUCUUCAAGUAUUGGUGAUACCUACAAUAUGCUGACCUUUUAUCGUGAAAACGAUAUCAUAUCGUCAUAUUGACCACCCCUACCUGAGGGUUGCUCCACAAAGCGGGCUUUCUCACCGAUCUGGAUGAUCAAAGCCAAACGUCCCUCAUAAGCUCUUCUACUGGAGAGGCUUUAGUCAUCUGGCAGACUGAGAAGUCCUGCUUUUAUACUGACCAUUAUGGGCAAAGAUGGAGAGCCCAAAACGAUUCGUUAGACGUUUCAUGAUACUGUGGAGAUGCAGCCACUUUGCCAACUGCUACACAAGUGUUUCAUCAGUCAGAGGACCAACCAGCUCAGUUACUGAGUGCCACAAAGACUCCAGUUUGCAUGCGAAAUCCUGUUAAUGUUCUUAACCAUCUUUCAACUGUAAAUCAGUUGUGGCCUUAAAAGAAUGACUCUUGUAACAGUUACGUUUGCAUUCUGCGCUCGUAGUUCUCUUUUCUUGGAGUAUUUCUCAGUGCUUUGUUUUUUUUCCUGUAUUUUUCACGCCGUUCCCUUUCAUGAUUGUAAAAUUGUGAGUGACACAUCGUCCCUGCUGGAACAAAACCUCCAUUUUUGUUUUUUUUUUCCCAAAUAAUUUGAAAAUGCCAGCUGCUGUUUAGACUGUAUCAAAGUUUCAUGACGAAUGGACCGACGAAGAUGGUCCAAAGUAACGUAUUAAAAUCGUUACGUUCAUUUCUGUUGAAAGCUAAGGAUGUUUUUUUUUUUUUUUCCUUCUUCUGUAAAGUUGCUGAUAUGGAGAGAGAAGGUUUUGUUCCGACAGUGACUGACAUUAGGGAUGCACCGAUCAUGAAUUUCUAUGGACGAUUCUGAAUUCUUUACCGCCAUAUUGGCCCGAGGCUGAUUUUUAUUAGCCUUUAUUAAUGUUUUUUAACCUGAAGCUUGCACUGUGUUAACGACCAUUGAAAAGCUCAGUAGCUUACUUUGUUAGCCAAAGUUGUGAUUAAAAAACAUUGAGUGUGUUUACAGGCACUUAAUAAUCCGUUAACUGCAGAAAUUCCGAUUUCGUCAGUAAUCUGAUUGUGUUUACAUGCACUCGAGUAAUCAGAUAAUGGGGAAACUCCGGUUCUACAUGAGUCAGACAGUAAUCAGAUUUCUGCUUUACAACCAGCCAAUAAACUCAGAACGUGAUGUAAAUGUAAUGUAAAACUCAAACCUCAUGGCGCGACUUUUUUUUAAAAAAAACACGCCACUUUACCUGAAAAUGUGAACAUACAUCAUCUAGAAGAUGAAGAAUAUUUGUCAUUCAUUUCGUUGUGCAUCCAAAAGUGUUUUGCUUUGUCUCGCGGCGACGCUGCUCACCUAUUUCCGGUACUGCAGUCUGUUUUUCCUCAUGCGCAGACUGAGAAAUCCGAAAGAAAUCAGAGUAAGAGUUCACAUGCACUGAGAAAUCUGACUACUGAGCUAAAAUUGAGGCUCUUUAUUAGAUUUCUAGACCUUGUGAUCGGAUUCUGAUAUAUGAAGUCGGAGUGCGCUGUUCACAUGACCAUUUAAAUGAUCAGAUAAGUGCAGAAAUCUGAUGAUCGGAUUAUGAAGUGCAUGUAAACGCACUCAUUGUUUGGUUUUUAAUAGGCCAAACUGAUUUUAUCAAAUUAAAGUUGCCUUUUUAAGUAACAUGAAUGCUACAUCAAAAAUAAGAGGCUGCUGCUUCUUCAGCACAAUGGAUUUUGCAGAAUUAUACCACAGUAUUUUGGUACAGCUGUAGCAGCAGCAUUCAAAUACAGCGCGAGUGCAUUUACCUGACAUUAUUUAUGCCAAGUUCAGCCAAAAUGAAAUGAUGAGGCCAGUUGAAGCAAAAAAUCUGAUGAUUCAUAUUCAGAUUUGUGCAUCUCUAAUACACGUUUUUAUACCUUUCCUGCUUUGUUUAUGCAAUCAUUAUAUGAGCUUAUAUAUAUCCUAGAGAUGUUGUAAUCUUUGCUCAUAGCUGCUCUAUUAACAGUGUCUGUUCUGUUAGGUUUAAAUGGGGAAUGAUCUUCAUUGGUGCUAUGAACUGUCCUGUUUGAUUUUAAACUUCCAUUUGUUAUGAUUUACCUGUAUUCACUUCCCUUAGAGGUGUUACACUAAAAGUCGUCUUUUAUUUUUCUUUUUUAGCACUUAAUGCAAUUGCUGUUGUUACGCAGAGCUGUUGCAGAAAAAUAAACCAGUUUCACAUCA
Colossoma macropomum (tambaqui) is the source of this 4812-nucleotide messenger RNA. Its product is annotated as zinc finger protein 771-like. Bases 214 to 1785 code for a protein of 523 amino acids. The record is from RefSeq and is a predicted model, not a curated record. Lineage: Eukaryota; Metazoa; Chordata; Actinopteri; Characiformes; Serrasalmidae. Gene Ontology annotation, cellular component: nucleus. Gene Ontology annotation, molecular function: DNA-binding transcription factor activity, RNA polymerase II-specific; RNA polymerase II transcription regulatory region sequence-specific DNA binding. The transcript is spliced from 3 exons. Gene Ontology annotation, biological process: regulation of transcription by RNA polymerase II.